UUGUGCAAGUUCUCCCACUUAAAAAGAUGUGUAUUUGCAAAUUAUGGUGGAAAAUAAGUAUUUGGUCAAUUACAAAAGUUUAUCUAAAAUACUUUUAAAUUUAAUAUUUACGUUGUAAGUCAACUAGCUGGCUAAUGCUAACUAGCCAUUAUCCCCGAACAUGAGUUCACCAAGCUACUCUCCUCCUGAUAAAGAAGAGGUGGUUUGCUGGACGGAGAAAGAAGCUCUCGUGAAAGAGGAGGCGGAAGAGGAGGCUGUUACAAUACACAAACAAGUAGAGGGUGAGGGUGUUACUGUGAAAGAAGAAGAGAAAGACGCGUUCAGAGUGAAAGAGGAGGAGGAUGUUACUGUGAAAGAAGAGGAUGAAGAUGCAGUUUUUGGAGUGGAGGAUGAAGUGAAAGAAGAUGAAGACGUUUUUGGAAUGAAGGAUGAAGAAGGGGAGAUUACUGUCACAUUAGAGGAGGACGAAGAAGAGAAGACUGGAGAUCUGAUUAACACCAGUAAAUUACAGAGAGAGAUGUGAAUAUCGUGGAUCCUCUGGGGAGCCUCAAAAACUUCAUGAUGCUGACGAGACAGAGAAGAGUCUCUCCAGAUCAGGACACCUCAAGAAACACCAGCAGAGACCCACAGGAUAGAAACCACACUGCUGCUCUGACUGUGGGAAACGUUACAAAACUUCAUCAGAACUUAAAAAUCACCAGCAAGUAUACACAGGAGAAAAAUCUUAUAGUUGUGAUCAAUGUGGGAAGAUUUUUACUAAAUCUAGCAAUCUGACUAUACACCAGAGAACACA
Molecule: messenger RNA, 793 nt
Organism: Oncorhynchus gorbuscha (pink salmon)
Lineage: Eukaryota; Metazoa; Chordata; Actinopteri; Salmoniformes; Salmonidae
Product: glutamic acid-rich protein-like
Exons: 2
Coding region: 161-523 (120 amino acids)
Source: RefSeq, a predicted model, not a curated record